Molecule: messenger RNA, 405 nt
Organism: Peronospora matthiolae
Lineage: Eukaryota; Oomycota; Peronosporomycetes; Peronosporales; Peronosporaceae
Source: the annotation of a GenBank genome assembly
AUGGAAUGGCAUGGAUUUGCUAAGUUCACGGGUAAAGAGACAAGUCCAGGUGUGGGAGCCGACUUUAAAGCAUGGAGAAUACGCUUUCUGCAACGGCUUGGCGCAGCACAGAUGAUGAGCAGGGGUGAUUGGCCAGAAGAGUUCAAGAUUCUUGCAUUGAGCGGUAAGCUGAAAGGUUCAGCUCUCAGCUACUACGAGAAGAUGCUACCGGUAUGGUGUGCUGUGUCGAACACACUAGAGCACUUCAUGAUAAGCGGCCUGGAGCUGUACAUGACUCCGAUAUCAUCUUCGAAAGGCAUUGAUCUUAUGGAGAGAGAAAAAGAGCACAGCAAGACAUGGGCUGAGCAUUACCAGUACUUGUUGUACGGGCGGAGCGAUCUGGCAACUUGGAGCAGAGUGUUUUAG